Silurus meridionalis is the source of this 5042-nucleotide messenger RNA. RefSeq names its product dynein, cytoplasmic 1, light intermediate chain 2 (gene dync1li2). The record is from RefSeq and is a predicted model, not a curated record. Gene Ontology annotation, biological process: microtubule-based movement; microtubule cytoskeleton organization. The transcript is spliced from 13 exons. Gene Ontology annotation, cellular component: centrosome; cytoplasmic dynein complex. Gene Ontology annotation, molecular function: dynein heavy chain binding. NCBI's taxonomy places the organism in Eukaryota, Metazoa, Chordata, Actinopteri, Siluriformes, Siluridae. Bases 56 to 1525 code for a protein of 489 amino acids.
AAUACGGGUGCAGGGAAAAUGCCGCCUCCCUUUGUGGUUUAGGUUGUGAUACAAGAUGGCUCCGGUGUUGGAGAAGAAGUUGCUGGGUGCAGCCGGGACAGAAAGCCACACCAUGGAUAACAGCGCCGAGGAGGACGAAGGACAAAAUCUGUGGUCCUCAAUCCUCAGUGAGGUGUCGACACGUUCCAGUAGCAAACUACCAUCUGGGAGAAACAUCCUGCUCUUCGGUGAUGACGGGUCGGGGAAAACAACGUUGAUGACGAAACUCCAAGGGGCGGAGCACAACAAAAAGGGCAGAGGAUUGGAGUACCUUUACCUGAACGUCCAUGAUGAAGACCGAGAUGACCUGACACGUUGUAAUGUGUGGAUUCUGGAUGGAGACGUUUUUCACAAAGGCCUGCUCAAGUUUGCAGUGUCCUCCGAGUCUCUGAAGGACAGUGUAGCUGUCUUUGUUGUGGACAUGUCUAGACCCUGGUCCACCAUGGAGUCUUUGCAGAAGUGGACGAGUGUCCUGAGAGAACACAUGGACAAACUGAAGAUUCCCCCUGAGGACAUGAGGGACAUGGAGCAGAGGAUGGUGAAGAAUUUUCAGGAGUAUGUAGAGCCUGAGGAGGCAACUUCAUCCUCCCCUCAGAGAAGAAGUGCUCCUGCAGGAGGAGAUGAUGAGUCUGUGGUGUUGCCACUGGGAGAAAACGUCCUUACACACAACUUGGGGAUCCCUGUGCUAAUCGUCUGCACCAAGUGUGAUGCUGUCACUGUGCUGGAGAAAGAUCAUGACUACAAAGAGGAGCAUUUUGACUUUAUUCAGUCGCACCUCAGGAGAUUUUGCCUGCAGUAUGGAGCUGCUUUGAUCUACACUUCUGUAAAGGAGGAGAAGAACUUGGACCUCCUGUACAAGUACAUGGUGCACAAACUGUAUGACUUCCAUUUCAACACACCGGCCUUAGUGGUGGAAAAAGAUGCAGUGUUCAUUCCAUCCGGGUGGGACAACGAGAAAAAAAUCUCAAUCUUACAUGAAAAUUUCACAACCGUCCGACCUGAAGAUCCGUUUGAGGAUUUUAUUAUUAAACCACCAGUACGCAAGUUAGUGCAUGACAAAGAGAUCAAUGCUGAAGAUGAGCAGGUCUUCCUCAUGAAGCAGCAGUCUUUGUUAGCCAAGCAGCCGGCCACUCCAUCACGAGCAACAGAAUCUCCUUCACGGGCAGCAUCUGGAUCUCCUCGGCCCAAUGUACGCACUGGUCCCACCAACGUCGCGAGCGUGUCUCCCAUGACGACUGUAAAGAAACCAGACCCUAACAUGAAAGGUGCUGCUGCAAAUGAAGGUGUUUUGGCAAACUUCUUUAACAGUCUUUUGAGUAAAAAGACCGGAGCUCCUGGAAGUCCAGGGACAGCAGUACAGGGAUCAGCAAAGAAAACAGGGCAGAAGCCGGCUCUGAGUGACGUGCAAGCUGAACUGGACCGCAUGACGCACAAAACUGACUCCGCCACGGCCAAUCACAGCACAGCGCCGGAGAACGAGGCGUAAACACACCACAGAGGCACAUACAUGUACACACACACACACACACACACACACACACACACACACACACACACACACAAACAUACACACACGUACACACAGGAAAACCUAAACAAAAAACAUUAAUAUAAUGACCAAAUUCCCACACUUAGUGUGUGUGUGUGUUUGUGUGUGUGUGUGCGUGAGAGAGAGCGAGAGAGAGAGAGCGCUUGUAAAAUUGCAGGUGAUUAGGUUUAUUUGAAUAUUGAUUUCAUAUAUUGUUGAUAAUUUAUGGUAAAGUUAAACAAUGAACAUCCAUUCAGAGUGUGUGUGUGUGUGUGUGUGUGUGUGUGUGUGUGUGUGUGUGUGUGUGUGUGUGUGUGUGUGUAACUCUUUACACUCAUGUUCCUGCAAACAUGCUGCUGUUUCUCGUUCUGCUUUACCUGAUGAUUGAAACAGAAAAGAAACUAAAGAAGAAGAAAAAUGUGGGGUGUGUUAAAUAAAAGAGUGGAUUUCCGUCAGUGUGUAUUAACAUGAACAUGGCGACGAUGCGAAACUGGUGUAUUUAUAUUCUUAAGGAAAACAGGAGCUUUUUCAGAGCUGUCUCUCACAUAACACCGCUGACGUCAUGACACUAAUCCAAUGCCUUUUUUAUUUGCGUAAAAUCGAUUUUGUAAAUAUGCACAAAAUAGUAUUUGCUAUGGUCUCGUGUUUUUUUUUUUUUUUUUUUUUUUUUGUAUGAUGUUCAAAUUUAUGAAGAAGACCUUCAGAUUUUGACUAAAGUAUUGGCAUGACAUGGAGCUUAUUUUGUUUUUGUUUAUUUUGUUCCUCAACUCCCAAAGUGCCUGUUGUAGGGGAUAUGCACUGUAGCACUGUUGGUCUCAACUUCCCUUUUUCUUGCUAAUUUAUUAUUAUUAUUAUUUUUUUUUUUUUACUUAUUUCAGCUAUUAGAUAUUUUCAUUCCGACUUUUCUUGUCCUCCAUUUGUCUUUCAUGCCACAGCUGUUUGUUGAUGAUUAUUUUACACCACUUUAAGUUUCAGUACUGCUAUUCCUGACUUGUUCACUUCCUAGACGAGCAUGUACUCUCCACACUAUACCUGACUGAGCUGAGACAUUUCACCUGGUUUACUUAGUCAUUUAUUACUAUUAUUUCUGUUUGUAGUUGUCUCAAGCUCGACAUCCUUAUUGAAGUGUUUAAAAGUAAUGUGAUGCAAAUACAUCACAAUUAAAUCCUUCAGAAUCUCACUGUCUACUGCCCGAAAAACAUAACCAGAUAUCUGAUUCAUCGUUGUAAACAGACUCUAAUAAUAUGCUCUAAUAAUAUGGGUGUCAUAGUUGUUAAACUUUGGUAAAUUCAAGUUUGUCUUCCAUCUACAAAAUGUGGAACAAAAAGAAUAAUAAUCAUAAACUUGUUCCUUGAUUGCACUUUGCACUCAUUUUAUAAGUAGGUUUUGGUAUUGAGCACUUUUUAGCCUCGUCAGAUUCUGGCACUUAUCUGUAGAAUUAAAAUCAGUAAUAAAUUUAGCAUUUGUUUUUAGCUGUAUGAUUUCAGAUGCACGAUCCAGCAAUACUCAGUGCUUCUAUGGAAACACACUAAUCUAUACUAUUAACCUAUGGUACCACUUAAGGUAGUGUAAGGAUUAACAGAAAUACUACCACCUGAAUAUGUUAGAUUGUUUAAUAGACCCAUAGUUAAAGUCCUGAUGUUAAUCUUCUGUGUCAACGGUAACCAUGGAAGCUGCUGAUGUUUUCUUAGGCUUUUAGAGUUCACAGUACUGCAAAAAUAUUUCAGUUCAUUUACUUUAUACUGUAUAGAAGUAGAACAGAUUGGACGUGAUUAGAUAUUUUUGAUGUGCCAUUUUGUUAGAACUGGUAAUUAGUGCUGCAAUGCAUUCUGGGUCAUGCUCUUAAAGUCUGCCGUGUCAUUGGCUUGAUUUUCACCUAAAAAACCUGCUUACGUCCAAUGUAAACCAACCGUUAUAACUGCUGCUGCUGAUUAAUUAUUAUUAGGGGAAGUGGAUAAGGGAGUGAGAUGAGCAGUAUUGAAACACCGCUUCAUUAUUUUAUUUGUCUGACUCGACUUAAUACAUUUUUCAACAUUUGUUCUUUCGACUCUCAGAUCAUCGCAUCAUCUCGAUUCUGCUUUCUGUAAUAGAAAAACAAUAUAUAUAAAAAUGGAUUGUGUUCGUGAAACAUUCCUCAUUAUUACACACGAGCGCCAUGUAGGAUAAAUAUUGAUUAUGCUUAUUUUCUUUUCUAUUUUUGUUACAAUCUCUGCUGAUCGUGUUUCAUAUCUUAUUAAUGUACAUUAAAAAGUUUUUGGUUUUUUUUGCUUUAUUUGUGAAAAGGAAAAAAGAAAAUUAAAUCGAGGACAUGCAACCCGUAAUUAAAUUCUAAGCGGAAACGUAAAUAAGUAAUCUUGAGCGAAAAAAGGAAAAUUGGAACCAAAGACAUGCGAUCUCUGUAUUUGUGUGUGUCAUAGUCGCGUCCUAAACUCGACCCAGGUGGAGUUUGAGUUUAAUAAUUUUUUCCACCUGGUGAAAUUAUCAUUCCAGCACUCACACAUGCUAUAUUUAUCUUCACCCUGUCUUUCUCACGUCUUUCAUUUCCAAAUCCUUUCCUAUUUAAAUAAACAAAUAAAUCCUCUCCCAUUGCUUUUAGUCUCUUUAAGGGAAAAGACCACAAAGUGUGCAGAGUCUACUUUAUUUUUUUUUAUUAUUUUUUUUUACAUUUUGAAUUCAUUUUGCAUGGAUAUUAUUGUUAUUAGUAUUAUUUGCUGUAUAAAAAAAAUCAAGAUUUGUAAGAUUUCUUUCCUGCACAUUUGUAAGCACAGUCUGGUCCAGUUCACUUUUUAUUUGUUAAAGCACUUCCAGUAAAAGCGCAUUAAUAAUAAACUCCAUUUAAACUCAAGCCAUGUGUCAGCAAAUCAACUCACGUAUAUUACUAACUAACCUUAUAUCACAGUAUGUGAUUUUAUUGGAGAGACAUCACAGUUGUUGGGAUGUGAUUGGGAGUGAUUAGAUGUCAGAGAGGUAUUGGUGUUGAAGCUGAUGAUGGACGCUGUUCUGCUUUACAGCUGAAUUUACUCACAUUUAUCUAAACCUUCAUGUUUAUGAAAAAGAUGAAUACUGUACGUCAGAGAAAGUGAAGUCUAUGAAUGUGUUUUUAUCAAAGUUAUCAGGAUGUGUGGUGGAAUUCUUUUAUUUUUAUUUUUAUUUUUAAAACCAUGAGUUUUGUAUGUAAAUUGAUCCCAUUGAAUACAAGUGGUGCGUGCAUUAGACAUGGCAGAUGGAGUAGGUUUUUUUUUAUACUUGGAGUAUAAUCCGCUGUAUAACAUGUAACUGAAGCACUUCCCCUCAUCAGCCUCAAACAGAAAGAGUCCAAUUCCUUUAUGAACGGGUUUUCACACUUUGUUCUCUCUCUAUAUUAAAUCGGUGUCACUGUAUGCCUUUUUUUCACCUGAAGUAUAACGGUUUUGCAGAUCUGCUCGCUUUUCUGCCAAAAAAAGCAAAUGCUUCAAUAAAACAAAUCCAGACUCCA